Molecule: messenger RNA, 2569 nt
Organism: Jaminaea rosea
Lineage: Eukaryota; Fungi; Basidiomycota; Exobasidiomycetes; Microstromatales
Product: Creatinase/aminopeptidase
Exons: 2
Coding region: 24-2252 (742 amino acids)
Molecular function (GO): metalloaminopeptidase activity
Source: RefSeq, a predicted model, not a curated record
CAUCUUCCUUUGUCACAUUUUUGAUGCUCUUGAGGCAGACAUCACUAGCUCGCAACUUCCACCGUUCUCUCACUACCCGUGUCACUACUACCUCACCUCAACCCUUAGCACGGCUUCCCUGCUCUGCUACGUCCGCAGCCUCUCCCAUCCAACACUUGCAACCUUAUCACUCUCCGACCCUCCACCGACGUGCCUUCUACUCCUCGCCCUCUCGUGCACAUCAGCCAGACAUGGGAGCGAUUAACAAAGGUCGAAUCGACACGACGGCGCGUGUGGCCCACUUGCGCGCUCUCAUGGCGCAGCAUGAGGUCCAAGCGUACGUCAUUCCCUCGGAAGAUGCCCAUGCCUCUGAGUAUCCAGCUGAGUGCGACCUGCGAAGGACCUUCAUCACCGGCUUCAACGGCUCAGCAGGCACAGCCGUCGUCACUACCGUCGCUCCUGUCACGGGCAGCGCUGCGGCAAAGUCAGACAAGGAGAUCGGCGAGCCAGAAGCGCUCCUCUUCACCGAUGGCCGCUACUUCCUCCAGGCCGGGCAGCAGCUUCAGCCCGAGGUGUGGAAGCUCAUGAAGCAGGGAGAGGAGGGUGUACCGACGUGGACAGAGUACAUUACCUCGCAUCUCCCACCCUCGAGUGUAGUAGGGAUCGACCCUUCCCUCCUCGCCAUCUCCGAUUACCAAGACCUUUCCAAGUCGAUGGCAAAGCGCAAUUGCAGCCUCAAGUCUCUCCCUACAAAUCUCAUCGACGAGAUCUGGAACGCCAUCCCCUCCAACGAUCCGGAAGCUCGCCCUGCUGCUCCUCGAAACGAGAUUUUCAUUCAGCCCCUCAAGUACGCCGGCAAGAGCGUGGCAGAGAAGGUUAAUGAAGUGCGCAUUGAGGUCAUGAAGCUCAACAAGGAGAGGGCCAGGCAGGGCGUCACCUUGCAGGGCUUUGUGGCAACCAUGAUGGACGAAGUGGCAUGGCUACUGAACCUGCGCGGAACGGACGUGCCUUACAAUCCCGUCUUCUUCGGUUUUGCCAUCGUUCCUCUUCAGGACAAGGGCCCUGCGACUGCUUACCUCGACCACUCGAAGCUCACCGAUGAGGCUCGCGAGCAGCUCGUCGAGGCAGGAGUGGCCGUCAAGCCCUACGAGAGCUUCUAUGCCGAUCUUGCAGCCAUCGGCUCAAGCUUGGCCUCCGCUCAGGGUGCCUCGGAAGGAGAGGGCAAGAAGGAGAAGUUCCUCAUUGGCAAGCGUGGCUCUCUCGCCGUCUCUGAUGCGCUCGGUGGCCUCGAAAAGACGGAUGUGGACCGCUCACCGGUCAUCGACCUCAAGUCGAUCAAGAACGAGGUCGAGCUCGAAGGAUUCCGACACUGCCACAUCCAGGAUGGAGCCGCGUUGGCAAACUACUUUGCCUGGCUCGAGGCCGAGCUCCAAGCAGGCAAGACCGUCCGCGAGUAUGAAGGCUCAGAGAAGCUCAAGGCAUUCCGAGCAGCGAUGCCUGGCUUCAAGGGCGAGUCCUUUACGACCAUUUCCUCCACCGGCCCUAACGCCGCCGUAAUUCACUACUCGCCCAGCCCGGAAGAGGGAAAGAGCGAGGUCAUCGAAAAGACCAAAAUCUACCUCUGUGACUCUGGCGCUCAGUUCCAGGACGGGACGACGGAUGUCACUCGUACGCUGCACUUUGCUCCUUCAGAGGAGAACCCAGCAACGCUUAAGGAGAUCAGAACAGCCUUUACGCGCGUCCUCCAGGGUCAUAUUGCGAUCGACGAGGCCGUCUUCCCUAAGGGGACAACGGGGUACCUCCUUGAUGUACUGGCACGUCGGGCCCUGUGGGAGGAAGGACUGGACUACCGCCACGGAACGGGCCAUGGAGUCGGCUCGUACUUGAAUGUCCACGAGGGCCCCGCUGGAAUUGGGACACGGCUCGUCUUCAACGAGACUCCCCUGCGUGACGCGAUGGUGUUGAGCAAUGAGCCUGGAUUCUACAAGGAUGGCUCGUGGGGCAUCCGAAUCGAGAACCUGGUCAUCGUUCGACCGGCAAAGACGCAGAACAACUUUGGUGGUAAAGGAUACUUCACUUUUGAGCACCUUACCCUCUGCCCGAUUCAGACCAGUCUGAUCGAUGCGAGCUUGCUGAGCGUCAAGGAGAAGGAGUGGAUCAAUGCGUAUCACGAUGAGGUGCUCAAGAAGGUUGGACCGGUGCUUGAGAAGCAAGGGAAGGAUGGCGAGCUGGGAUUGAAGUGGCUGGAGAGGGAAUGUAAGGAGAGGGUAUAAGGGCAGGGAGCAGAGAGAGUAAUGGAAUGCAACUGAGUGUCAUUGCUCCUCGCUCGGGCCGUAGAUGCGCAUGAGCUGGUGUGGUGGGUGGAAUCUGCCUCCUGCCCUUUCUCCUCUCUGCAGCCCCUGCAUACGUCUCCAGGGGCGAUUCCUCUGGUAUCACUAUGCGUCUCAACGCUCCUUCUAUCUCUCCUCCUGCAUCCUCGUCAGGUGGGGCAGCCAGUGCUAGCGUGAAGAGCGCGUCAUUCGUGAAGCGUCGCUUCCCACCUGCGUGGUCGUGUGAUUCGGCCGAGGCAACUACGUAAACUUCGCAUGAG